GAUACUAAAACGCUCUCUACGUGGGAUAGGAAAUUUCCCGAUGUGACACCGCCGUGAAAAAUUGACGAGACGGUUUACUGAAGUUACCGGAGAAUGUUGAGCUUAAGGCAUAACGUGAAAGCGACGGUCUCGGCUCCCUCGCUAACCUCGCUCUUCGACGUCGUCGUCGCCAAAUUGAAGAGUAUGAAUCAGAAGACGUUUUUAACGCGAAUUGUGUACGCGGUUCGAGGCGAAAUCCGUGCCGACGACUUGAUUGACGAGCUGACAAGUGACAUCCACUCACUUGGUGAGUUAGGCCCACUUGGACUUGUGACCGGAGUACAGUUGGCUUUCGAACAUCAUUCCAUUGUCAUGAUAGAGGGACCUGAAAGCACACUGCUGAAACACUUGGGGAUAUAUGUGAAUCUCGAAGAAAAUGAAGGUGUGCAACUUAAAACGAAAAUACUUGUCUCGGUUGACUAUAUCCAUCAGCGAUUCUUCAACAAAUGGGACUACAUUCGAGUGCCAAACCAGGCUUGGGGCGAAGAAAAAUCUUCCCACCAAGAAAAUAACUCCGAGGUCGAUCAUGUGAAGAAAUGUGUCGACUUAUUUCUCACUUUCUGCGAGCAUCUCCAUCAAAACACAUUGGGAACUCUGAAAGGUACUUCGCUGGAUAUUGCUCAUAAAGUGUCUCCUCCCAUGCUAACCCCUCAAAUGCUGGACUCAGUCUUGGAUUCAUCGGUCUUACCUGACAUUGCGGACCUCAUACAGUCUUAUCAACAAAUCCCUCAAACAUUGCUCUGGAGAGACAAUAUGCAGCCUUUAACGAGUGAGUUGGUGCCUGAGUUCAUUUUGAGAGGUGACAUCUGCAACGCAUCAUGAUAGAUUUUACACAGGAAAGCUUACUUUAACGACAUUAUGAGCUUUGAUCGCACACUUCCUUAC
This is a messenger RNA of Bemisia tabaci, 924 nucleotides long. RefSeq lists its product as uncharacterized. The record is from RefSeq and is a predicted model, not a curated record. Lineage: Eukaryota; Metazoa; Arthropoda; Insecta; Hemiptera; Aleyrodidae.